GUUCUCGCACAAGGAUACCUUCACGACCGUCUGAUGAAUUGACUUGGUCAAGCAUUUCCGGUGCACUUUCUCAGGCUCUGUGCCAACCAUGCGUUCAGCAAGUCACGCACACACUUUGAUUGACAGCGGUGAUGGAUGGGUUAAAAGCUAAGUUCAUCUGCCAACCACCACUAACCUCUUGACAGGUACAUCUGGGACUUCUAUGAUUGAUCUUCUGUGUCCAGUUCCUUCGGCUUGCGAGGUUUCGGCUUUGGAGAUGGGUAAUCUCUGGUGCUCUCGACUGGAACCACAGGUAGUCAUUCAUUACAAACUGACGAUCUAUUUCUACUUUCGUUGCAAAUCGUCAUUGUGUGAUGAAAGCGAGUUCACAGGAACUUGGAAAGUUGCGCAAGUCGUUGUAUUCUCUUCGCGGAAUGGGUCGGGUCAAAUGACAUUCCCGUGGGUGACAUGCCAUGUAAUGUCGAAUCUCGAAUGCCCAUUAUGGUUGGCAAGACCUUCUGUGUUCAAGGUUCCUGCCAUGAUGUGUCCCACAGGAGUCAAAAAUAUCGGACAUCGGACUCUUGAUGUCCACACGUUCCUCAACAUAAAUACCAAGCGAGGACCUUCCUAAAGUCAUUCAGUGGCACACCUGCCUUACCCUUCCUUUAGCCUACAGUAUGUUCCCUGUAUCGUCUCUCCUUACAACCAUCGUGCUGGCCCUUGCGGUGGUUGGCACCCCUCUUUUUGAGCGAGAUGAGACCCUCCUUCGCCGUGUUACGGGCGGGACUAUCACCCUCCAAGCUGCGAAGCGCAUCAACUCCACCAAUAUUCGUGAAGUUGGAUUGCUUCAGCGAGACCAGGCUCGCGCAAAAGUACUGAAGGCUCGUGCUACUGCAAAGGGGCCUUUUGACAACGCCCCCAUCGUCGGAAGUAUUCCUGCUACGAACCAGGCCGUAGAUUAUACUGUGACGCUCAACAUCGGCAAUCCGCCCACUGCCUAUACCGUUUUGGUCGACACCGGCAGUUCGAACACUUGGGUCGGCGCAAGUAAACCCUACAUCCAGACAAGUACGAGUAUCCAAUCUCGUGACCGUGUGUCUGUCAUCUAUGGAUCCGGAGAUAUGCAAGGGACUGAAUUCAACGACAAGAUCUCUUUGGGAUCCACCUUGACUGUCUUUGGUCAGUCAAUUGGAGUUGCAACAAGUCAGACUGGUUUUGAUGAUGUUGACGGUAUUCUGGGCCUCGGUCCUAACGACCUGACACUCGGAACCCUAAGUCCGGAUACAACGACUCUGAUUCCAACGGUUACCGACAACCUCUUCUCCCAAGCUGUCAUCAGCCAAAAUUUGGUCUCGAUUUCAUUCGAGCCAACCACACAGCUGUCGGUCACCAAUGGAGAGCUUACUUUCGGUGGCACGGACUCCAAUAAAUUCGUCGGCUCCAUCAAUUUUGCACCUAUCACCAGGAAAUCUCCUGCUUCGCGCUUCUGGGGUAUCGACCAGGCCAUUCGACUUGGUACUACCUCUAUCUUAUCUCAAACCGCAGGCAUUGUCGACACCGGCACUACCCUCACCUUGAUUGCGACUGAUGCUUUCCAGCGCUACCAACAAGCCACUGGCGGUGUAUUUGAUGCUGCCACCACUUUGCUCAAGAUCAGCCCUGCGCAAUUUGCAAACCUGAAGAGCUUGUUCUUCACGAUCAACAAUGUUGACUACGAAUUCACUGCGAACGCACAGAUCUGGCCGAGAGCCUUGAACACGGCUAUCGGUGGAGAUCCCAAUGGCAUUUUCCUCAUCGUUGCAGAUAUUGGUUCUCCUUCAGGGCAAGGCUUUGACUUCAUUAACGGCUUCACCUGGCUUGAGCGGUUCUACGCUGUGUUCGACACCGCAAACCAACGUGUCGGCCUGGCAAACACUCCCUUUACUCGCGCAACGACCAACUAAAUAUGUAGCGUGAAGUACAUUCCUGGUUCUUGAUCUUUUGUGGGUUUGGGGACUCUCUUGAGAAAUUGGCUAGACAGUAUCACACCCUGUAAAAAUAUAGGGACCUUAUGGCAGAAUGCGAUCAUACACUUCUGCUUGUGUUC
This is a messenger RNA of Somion occarium, 2065 nucleotides long. The record is from the annotation of a GenBank genome assembly. NCBI's taxonomy places the organism in Eukaryota, Fungi, Basidiomycota, Agaricomycetes, Polyporales, Cerrenaceae.